ACCUUAGAGAUAACUGAUGUGAAAAUCAAUUGGGGAGAGUUUUUUUCCAAUUGGAGAAAAUAACUGGUUCAGAGCGUGACAUUGUUCUCAGGAGAUAAUGCUGUAUCUGAGAUGGAAGUCAUACUACAGGAUUCCUUGAAAAAUAUUGUGUAAAAAUGGAAAAGAGAGCAAAAACUACCGAGAAAGUAUUCAAAUGUACUCAUCAAAAAAGGAUUUAUAAUUGUAACACUUGUGAACAAGGCCUCUGUUCCCGAUGUAAGGAAAGGCAUGUGGUAGAUUUGGAUACGAAAAUGCAUGACGUCGAGGUUAAGAGUGAAAAAUGUGAGGAAAUUACAAAACAAGAAAUUUGCACAAGACAUCCAGACAAAGUUUAUGACAUGUGGUGCUCAUCAUGUGACCUUCCGGUUUGUUACAGUUGUUUAGAACACAGAAAACAUGAGGUGCUAGAUAUCAAAUCUGCCUACACAAAAUACAGAGAACUGUACAAAAGUAAAAUAGCCCACAUAAGAAGUGAGAUUCUUCCGAAUAAUAGAGCUACCCUAACCGCCAUGAAAGCCGAUUUCAAAACAGAGAUCGAAACUCUUCAAUUAGAUAUCACCAGAAUUGUACCAAAGAUAAUAAACAAGGUUCAGAGACUCAAACAUCAAAUAGAAAAUGUAUUUCUUGGGCAAGUUAGCCAAACUUCAUCUAAUGUAGGCCUUUACUUGCAAUCUAUGAAGAAAACGUUACAGAGACAAAUUUCCCUUCUUGAGAAAUAUGAAAAUAGAUGCUAUAAGUUAUCAAAGAAACCCGUGCAGUUCCUUCCAUUUUUCCAGAAAACCAAAAUAAAAAGAGAAAAAUCUAAUUUCUCUAGUGUAGUCCUUUUUCUGAAUGAGAAAAUUGACAAAGACGAAGUAACCAGAUUUUUUGGAGUGUUUCACAUCACAGGUGAAGGAAAACGAGAAGUAGGAAAGGAAUGGAUGCUGAAACCCAUACCAUCACCCGUGAUAAAGAAGUCAGUCGCUGUCACAGGUCUAGCUGCUGGUCGUCACAUCUCCUGUACGUCCUCAGACGAGAUCUGGGUCAGUGAUACUAACAAUCUCGCCAAGAUUAACUCAACCGGAGACAUUCUUCAUCAGGAGACUAACGUAAUAAACAGUGAUUACGGAGUGCAUACGGCGACAAAUGCAGGAGAACUGAUAUUUAUUGAUAAUAAAUUCAACAUCAACAAAAUGUCCUAUGAUACAAAAAUUACAAAAUUGAUGGGGAGUAAAGGAGUGGAUACAGCACUUUGUGUCUACUUUUCUACUUUUAUCGAAGAUCUGCUGGUCGGGAUGGGUAGAUAUAAUUCAAUAAAACGACGUUAUUCCAACUGCAAAGUAAUCCGCUACAAUAGUGCUUUGAAACGCAUCCAGACCGUAAAAAACGAAACCUCUGAUAAGGCACUGUAUAUGUGUCCUAUCUACAUCAAGGAAAACCAAAACAGAGAUAUUGUUGUGUCCGACACUAGGGGCUACAGAGGUGGUGCUGUUGUGGUCACAGACGGUCUGGGAAAUCAUCGUUUCACCUACAAAAGGCACCCUUCUGGACGAAUAUUGGAUCGUCGUGGCAUCUGUACUGAUGCUCUGUCACACAUCCUAGUGUGUGAUGUUAACACACAGAGAAUACAUGUACUAGACAAGGAUGGCCAGUUCCUCUCAGUUCUUCCGAGUAAAAAAUUUGGAAUAGCUAACCCAUAUAGUCUUACCUAUGAUAUUGAAAAUCAUCUCCUUUGGAUCGGAGCACGUUUCUCUGACAUUUUGUAUAUAUGCAGGCAUAUAAAAAGAAAGGAGUAUCUAGCAGGUAAUUCUGACUGAAGAGAUACAAACAUUAGACAGUACGAGAGUACAAGGAUGUACCAAUCUAGAUAUGGAUGCAGAAAAAAGAGACUUUAAAGUAUCAAUUACAUAUCUAAUAUCAGUUAUUUUGAAAGUACCGGGGUAUUUUAUAAUUUCCCCCAGUUUUAUUUGUGUUAUUUUGGUCUAUUUUUGUAGGAAGACUUCAUUUAUCAAUCCAUUUAUCGAUGUGGCUUUCCCGACAGAACAAGAAAUGCUCUACAGUUAAUUGUCAUAUAUGAAUCAAUAGAUUAAAUAAAAAGAAGUAUUGUGUUUAAUACGAAGUAUAUUACAA
Molecule: messenger RNA, 2148 nt
Organism: Saccostrea cuccullata (small rock oyster)
Lineage: Eukaryota; Metazoa; Mollusca; Bivalvia; Ostreida; Ostreidae
Exons: 2
Coding region: 156-1835 (559 amino acids)
Molecular function (GO): zinc ion binding
Source: RefSeq, a predicted model, not a curated record